AUGACUCAACCGAAGCCCGAGUACAGCACGCUGCCAGAGGUUGACGUGCGGGACCGCACAACGUUGCCUGAGGUUAUCAACAGUGAUCCGCCUGAGGCAAUCCACACUCCUUGGAAAGAAGCCGUCGCUCCACCACCGCCCUACAAAUCAGCAACAAUAUGCGGCAUGCGCAAAAAGACCUUCUGGAUACUACUAGUGGUAGCUCUCGUCAUUAUCAUCGGCGUAGCCGUUGGCGUGGGCGUAGGCGUCGGCGUCUCAAAAAAGAACAACUCGUCAAGCUCCGAAUCGACAACAACACCGUAUAAGCAGGGCGUGGCCUCAUACUCCCAGCUGGCAGCAAACAACUACACGGACGCAGACGGCGUGGUGCAUUCGCAGGUCUACUACCAGGACAACUCGAAAUCAAUAUGGAUGGCCGACUUCAACAAUGCGACCGAAGAGUGGUAUCUCAGCGAGGUCGUUGCCCAAAACAACAAUUCCGACAUGACCCCCCGCAUGGGCUCCCCCAUCGCUGCCGGCAAUUACUGGAGAAAUGAAACAGAAUUGAGCGACUUCCGCGUCAUCUGGGCCGACGAGAACGACCGAAUCCGCUCCGUCUUCACGCUCUACGAGGCCUACAACACGUCAGGCUGGAGCGUGCUGAACCAGUACGACAACUUCCUCUCCAUUGACGCCAACUCGUCGCUUGUCCACUACCUGCCCAUGUGCAACAAAACCACGACCUGCAAUUCUGCCGACUUCGUCGGCUUCCAGUCGUCCAACAGCUCCAGCAUGAGGGUGCAAUGGUUUGCCAGCGGCGGCAGCAGCGGCCUGCUGUACGCGCAAAAUGGCGACGUGGCACCCGACGACGGCUCCGCCAUGGCCGCCGCUCCGAUCCCGAAGAUUGAGAAGAGGGACAUGGGUUAUCCGGUCGUAGCGCUGUAUUUGGUCCAGGAUGAUAGUCUGGUCGAGCUGUAUGGAGGAUCGAAUAUUGACUGGACGAAUAACCAGCUUACCAUCAGCGGCAGCAAGGUUUCCGUGGACACCGGAGCAAAGAUGGCGGCGACCUCGCAGUACAGACUGGACGACUUCAACGUGCAGAUCCUGAUGACCAAGGCCGCCGGCGGCGUCAAGAUGGCGUACAUGUACGGCGACGCGUGGGCCACCGACAACUCGAUCGACGGCAUGGAAGACGUGCUCCCGCUUUCUCCCAUCGCCGCGAACCAGCUGGGCCGCGUGUACGCCUUCGAAAACGGGACCGAUGGCAACCCGCAGCUGGUCGAGUGGCAGCGGGUUACCGGUCAGAAGCCGACGUUUGAGCGGCUGGGUGUUAUUAACACGACCGCGAGUACGGCAUGA
Lasiodiplodia theobromae is the source of this 1338-nucleotide messenger RNA. RefSeq names its product Fungal fucose-specific lectin. The coding region runs from base 1 to 1338 and encodes 445 amino acids. The record is from RefSeq and is a predicted model, not a curated record. NCBI's taxonomy places the organism in Eukaryota, Fungi, Ascomycota, Dothideomycetes, Botryosphaeriales, Botryosphaeriaceae. The transcript is spliced from 3 exons.